AUGCAAUGGUAUGAGUUUCACGAGGAACCAUCUGGUGGUGUUGGUGCUCCCAAUGGUAUGAAGAAAAGGUUGUUUGAGAUAUUUGAAGGUUGGUGCGACAAUGUACUAGACUUAUUGGAUGCAACAGAGGAGGAAGCGAUUCUGAGAAGAGAUAUCUAUGAUAGAACUCCUAGUUUCACUUGGGGUAAAGGGCGUGUUACUCUACUUGGUGAUUCUAUUCAUGCAAUGCAGCCAAAUAUGGGACAAGGUGGAUGCAUCAUGGCCAUUGACGAUAGUUAUCAAUUAGCAGGGGAGCUUGAAGAAGCGUGGAAACAGAGUGUUACAACUAAUAGGCCUGUUGAUAUUUACUUAAACAUGAUCUCUAAAUAUGAAGAAUCUAGAAGACUCAGAGUGGCUAUUAUACAUGGAAUGGCGAGAAUGGCUGCAAUUAUGGCUUCAACUUACAAAGCUUACUUAGGUGUUGGGCUUGGUCCUCUCUCUUUCUUGGCCAAGUUUAGAAUACCACAUCCGGGAAUAAUUGGUGGAAGAUUCUUCAUGGAUAUUACUAUGCCUUUGAUGCUUGACUGGGUCCUUGGUGGUAACAGUGAAAAACUUGAAGGAAGGUCACCUAGUUGCAUGUGA
Eruca vesicaria subsp. sativa (arugula) is the source of this 621-nucleotide messenger RNA. Lineage: Eukaryota; Viridiplantae; Streptophyta; Magnoliopsida; Brassicales; Brassicaceae. The record is from the annotation of a GenBank genome assembly.